This is a messenger RNA of Dentiscutata heterogama, 360 nucleotides long. The record is from the annotation of a GenBank genome assembly. Lineage: Eukaryota; Fungi; Glomeromycota; Glomeromycetes; Diversisporales; Gigasporaceae.
AAAUUUUAACACUUACUUUAAUUAACAAAAGUUGUGGUCCUGGUACGUGGCUUCUCGACAUGUCAACAACAUAUCAAAAAUCCACAUUCAUUGGCAUAGAUAUUUCUCAAAUAUUUCCGACUGGUAUCAAACCUCCAAACUUAACUUUCCACACAGUAAAUGUCUUAAAAGGCCUACCGUUUCCUGACAAUCAUUUCGAUUUCGUUUACAUGCGAAACUUAAUAAUAGCAUUUACCGGGGACGAAUGGAAUACAGUAAUUGGUGAAUUGAUCAGAGUAUUGAAACCCGGAGGGUGGAUAGAGUUAAUGGAAGGCAAUAUGGAAUUUGAAGGGGAAGGUGCUUGUGCGCAAGUUUUGUUGG